Molecule: messenger RNA, 1387 nt
Organism: Sardina pilchardus (European sardine)
Lineage: Eukaryota; Metazoa; Chordata; Actinopteri; Clupeiformes; Clupeidae
Gene: ambp
Product: alpha-1-microglobulin/bikunin precursor
Exons: 10
Coding region: 47-1165 (372 amino acids)
Molecular function (GO): serine-type endopeptidase inhibitor activity
Source: RefSeq, a predicted model, not a curated record
GUGGCCCUAAGCUCAGUACUGUGUAGUGGCUUGUGAGAGAGAGGACAUGCAGGCUGCAGCUCUGGUGGUGUUCCUGGGGGCCCUACUGGGUCUCCUCCAUGCGACCCCCCUGCCUUCUGAACCCCUUCUGCCCACUCAGGAGAACUUCGACCUGGACCGGUUUAUGGGGAAGUGGUAUGAUGUGGCGGUGGCCUCCACCUGUCCAUGGAUGCAAAAGCACAAAGGGCUCUCUGCUGUCGGCACCCUGACGCUGGAGAAACAGGCCACAGGAGACACCGUCAGCAUGACCAGAACCAUGUGGUCCAGGCAUGACGGAUCCUGCAGGGAGAUAUCUGGGGACUAUCAGUUGACCGACACACCUGGCCAAUUCAAGUACCAUGUGUCCAAGUGGAACGCUGAUGUGGAUGCUUAUGUGGUACACUCUAACUAUGACGAGUACGCCCUCGUAGUGAUGUACAAGCAGAAACAGGGCGGCGACAAAACCACCUCCGUCAAACUGUACGGCCGUACUCCAGAACUGCGGGACACUCUGAUGGAGGACUUCAAGCGUGUGGUCAGAGAGCAGGGCAUGAGUGAAGAUGCCAUCACCAUCAAGCAGAACAAAGGGGAAUGCACCCCUGGAGACAUUAUGAUCGUCAACACACCUGCCCCACAGGAUUCCUCUGCACUGGACUGUUUUUCUUGGGUGUGUUCGGUCCGGCAGAGGGCCCGGAGGUCUGCUCUGCUGCUUCCUCAGGCGGACGAAGAGGGCUCUGGAGCACCUGCCGAGGACACGCCCCUCUUCAGGGGUGCAGAGUCGUGUCAGGCCGCACCGGAUUCAGGUCCGUGUUUCGGAAUGUCCCCGCGCUUCCACUACAACUCCUCGCUCAUGGCCUGCCAGGUGUUCAACUACGGCGGUUGCCUAGGCAACCAGAACAACUUCAUGACAGAAAAGGAGUGCUUGCAGAGCUGCCGCACGGAAGCUGCCUGUAGGCUGCCCAUAGACGCCGGCUCAUGCAACACACACGUGGAGCUGUGGGCCUUCGACGCCAACGCCAGCAAGUGUGUGUCCUUCAAGUACGGGGGUUGCCAGGGCAAUGGAAACAAGUUCUACAGCCAGAAGGAGUGUGAGGAGUACUGUGGAGUGAUGAGGGAUGGUGACGAGGAAUUGCUCAAGGCAAAUUGAGGGAUGCACAAGCCCACUCUCUCUCUCUCUCUCUCACACACACACACACACACGCAUAUAUAUACCUAUACAGUACACACAAACUAGCACACACAGAGAGACAUAAAUACUCAUCUUCCUUCAACCCACUGCGCUACUAAUCCAGCCAUCCUAGGCUACAGUAGAUGCUGCUUCUAUCCUAUUGACUAUAAUAAAGACACAGAUGCACUGUUCUGGACCAUU